AUGGAGGGACUCUUCACUUUGCUCGCUUUGAGCAUUGUGAUGGCAAUUACAUCCUUCGUUGUCGGCUCAUUACCGCUCGCUUUCACCCUUUCCCCCUCGCAGUUGCGAUUAAUUUCUUCCCUUGGAAUGGGAGUUUUGGUUGGGACAUCUUUGAUUGUUAUUAUUCCGGAGGGUGUGGAAACUCUUUACAGUGCGAACUCGCAUAAUGAUCGAAAAGGUCUCAGCACUCGUUCAAUAACGGCCGUAGAAUGGCAACACCGAUCAUUUCCGGCGGUCGAUUUCUCCAACUCGAACAAGGAAGCAGAUUCUACACAUCCCCCGGCCAUGUCUUCACCGGAGACAUCUACCUUGGCACCCACACUUCCACUCAUACGGACAGUGCACGUUACCCGCGACGACCAACCUGAAUUGCGGCAGCGAGAGGAGGAGGGUGGGUCGAAUAAGGAUGAACAUAAUGGAGAUAAAGAAGAGAACUCUUCACAUGCUUGGAUUGGAGUUGCCCUGAUCAGCGGUUUUAUCCUGAUGUACCUCAUCGAUAAACUACCCGAUUUCGCAACGCCUUCAAAGCAACAAAGACCGCCCUACCACAUUUCUCUGGACAAUCUGGGAUCCGGAUUGCGACGCAACCCUUUCCCCUCCAGAGAAGGAGGUUUGUUGGACGCCGGCAGUACCUCUAGUCGAAGUCAUAGCUUUGCGACAACCACCGGUCUCGUCAUCCAUGCGGCAGCUGACGGCAUCGCUCUGGGUGCAUCUACCUCCGAUACCGGGUUGAGUUUUAUCAUCUUCCUGGCUAUUAUGGUGCACAAAGCUCCCGCGUCUUUUGGUCUUACAUCGGUGCUGCUCAAGCAGGGCGUGUCGAGUCGGACCGCGAGAGCGCAUCUGGUGGUCUUCAGCCUGGCGGCUCCCUUUGGCGCACUGGCAACAUUUCUUUUCAUGCGGAUCGUGGGCUCGGGCUCUAGCGGUGACGAGGCAGCCACUUUGUGGAGGACUGGAAUGUUGUUGUUAUUCUCUGCUGGAACUUUUCUUUACGUUGCCAUGCAUACAAUGCAGGAGAACGGCCCGAACUUGGAGUUGCGCGAACUACCAAUGAAUGGAUAUGGCGAUUCCAGAGACAUCCCUAUUGAAUCCGACAAGUCCAUGCGCGAUCUGGUCGCUUCUGUCAUCGGCAUGAUACUGCCGCUGUUUUUGCAACUCGGUCAUGCUCACUAA
Messenger RNA from Aspergillus viridinutans, 1209 nucleotides. Its product is annotated as Mn(2+) transporter ATX2. NCBI's taxonomy places the organism in Eukaryota, Fungi, Ascomycota, Eurotiomycetes, Eurotiales, Aspergillaceae. Bases 1 to 1209 code for a protein of 402 amino acids. The record is from RefSeq and is a predicted model, not a curated record. Gene Ontology annotation, cellular component: membrane. Gene Ontology annotation, biological process: transmembrane transport; zinc ion transport. Gene Ontology annotation, molecular function: metal ion transmembrane transporter activity. The transcript is spliced from 3 exons.